Messenger RNA from Xiphias gladius (swordfish), 2957 nucleotides. RefSeq names its product transmembrane protein 39A (gene tmem39a). The transcript has 9 exons. Gene Ontology annotation, biological process: negative regulation of autophagosome maturation; negative regulation of autophagosome assembly. Gene Ontology annotation, cellular component: endoplasmic reticulum membrane. The record is from RefSeq and is a predicted model, not a curated record. NCBI's taxonomy places the organism in Eukaryota, Metazoa, Chordata, Actinopteri, Istiophoriformes, Xiphiidae. The coding region runs from base 431 to 1912 and encodes 493 amino acids.
UCAAACUGCGACUGUGCAGUCUCGUUUAAGUCGCGCGCUGAUGACGUCCCGGGGAGAGGAGGUACGGAUUUGCCACGUCGGUCUCUGCAACGCAUUGACACUGUUGCUCCUCCAGCCCGGGUAUAACUUUUAAACCCGUUUUAUGCUCUCAGCCGGGGACAACGCCACCCUCCAGCACCGCCGGUGCCGUCGUAGUUCGUCGCCACGGCAGUGCAGCCGCGGAUACUGAAGCUGCGAGGCGGAGAAGUGCUCACUGCUGUGCGGACUCGUCUCACAACUGACUGAUGCAUCCUCGUCCAGCUCACUCCUCCGUGUGUUAUCGAUGUUGUUGGCCUGUCUGUACAUGGUGGCUCAUUGAGGAAAAGGGGAGGAGUCCCAACGGCUGUUGGUUGGUGGGCGGCAUCCGUGGUUCCCACGGUAACUGGCGACCAUGCCAGGAGGUCGCAGGGGCCCCAGCAGACAGCAGCUAAGUCGCUCUGCUCUGCCAUCCCUGCAGACUCUGGUUGGAGGGAACCUCGGCAAUGGUACAGGCCUCAGGAACAGGAGCAGUAACUCGGUGGGUCUGUCUGCCCCGCCUCUCUCGGCCCUCAUUACUCCAGAGCCGGUCCGCCACUCGAGGAUCCCUGAGCUGCCGUUGGACAGCAGCCUGCUGUUUGAGUUCCUGCUCUUUCUCUAUUUGCUGGUGGCCUUGUUUGUCCAAUACAUCAACAUCUACAGGACGGUCUGGUGGUACCCGUACAGUCACCCCGCUGCCUCUACCUCGCUUAACUUUCAUCUAAUGGACUACCACCUGGCUAUCUUCAUCACAGUCAUGUUGGCCAGGAGGCUUGUUUGGACUAUAGUUUCAGAGGUGUCUCAGAGCAGCGGGGGAUCACUGCUGCGCUAUGUGGUUCUCAUCGCAGCUCGGCUCUGCCUGCUGACCAUGUGUGGCUGGGUCCUCUGCUGGACGCUGGUCAACCUCUGCAAGAACCACUCUGUGCUCAACCUCCUCUUCCUGGGAUACCCUUUUGGUGUGUACGUCCCGCUCUGCUGUUUCCAUCAGGAGGGUGGGAAAAGCCAAACGGCGCCGGCUGACUGCGAUUACCCAGCAGACCACCAGCAGACCGACCUAACAGAGACCCCGUUCUUUCGACCACGUGACUUCCUCUUCCUGUUAAGAGAGAACCUCAGAGAGCAGUUUUCCAGUCCCCCGCACAUGCCCACUCACACCUGCCCACCACACACACACUCACACACACCGGAGUUGAUUCGAGCCGAGGUGGAGGAGCUGAAGAGCGACUUCAACCGUCGAAUCAAGGAAGUGCUGUUCAACUCGCUGUUCAGUGCUUACUAUGUAGCCUUCCUGCCUCUCUGCUUUGUCAAGAGCACCCAGUACUAUGACAUGCGUUGGUCAUGUGAGCAUCUGAUUAUGGUGUGGAUCAAUGCGUUCGUGAUGCUGAUGAGUCAGCUGCUGCCCCCCAGCUACUGCGACCUGCUUCAUCGCUCGGCGGCUCACCUGGGCCGCUGGCAGAAACUGGAGCACGGCUCGUACAGCAACGCGCCUCAGCAUGUGUGGUCAGAAAGCACGAUUUGGCCUCAGGGGGUGUUGGUACGACACAGUCGAUGUCUGUAUAAGGCAGUCGGACCCUAUAAUGUCGCUCUGCCCUCUGAUGUUUCCCAUGCAAGGUUUUAUUUCCUGUUUCACAAGCCAUUGCGGAUCCUGAACCUGCUGAUCUGGAUUGAGUCGAGUGUGGUUUUGUAUCAGUUAUACUCUCUGCUGCGCUCUGAGCGCUGGAACCACACUUUGUCUCUGGGCCUUAUUCUCUUCUGCAACUACUAUGUCCUUUUUAAACUGCUCCGAGACCGCAUUGUGUUGGGCAAAGCCUACUCCUACCCUCUGUCCUCCAACAGUUUGGGGCUCAAGUCGCAGUAAAGGCUCAGCACAGCGAGACCUCACCUACGAACUCUGGAUUUGGAGGGGAGAUGGGUGGAGGUCUGGUCAAGCGGAAGACUGGAGGGUUGUUUAGCACUCACGCUUGGAGGUUAAGGGACAGACUGUGAACUCAUAAUUGUGUUUUGAUACGGUUCUAUUUUUAAUGCAAUGUUUAUAUAUACCUAUUUAAAAGAAUAUUUUUAUUUUGUAUACUAUUUCGAGUUACGCCGGGCAUUACCACACUGACAACAUUAGCUUGUUGUGUUAUGUUGUUGCUAGGCGACAGGGAAGUCAGGGAAUGCCAGGAGGUGACUUUCACCAAAGAUAUUUUAAGUGCAGUUGGCCAAUCACAGAGCGGGCUUGGCCUCUGACAGUCAGUUAAACUAGAUGAGCAAUUCAGGGCAGUGGAAGGAGUCGUGCCUGAGAUCCUGAAUCCUGGAUUUUCUAUAAUCUGCUUCAACCUUAAGGCUCCCAAAUCUUAAAUCUGGAACCAGUUGCUGUUUUGGGGUAGCAGGAUGAUUUCAUCAUUUCAGCAUUGCUGCAGAAAUUAAUGCUGAUCUUUUGUCACUGCUCUUUAAGGAAUAGCUCAACAUUUUUGAAAAUACCUUUAUUUGCUUUCCGGUGGAGAAUGAGAAGAUCGAUACCGCUCUCAUGGCCGCAGGGUAAAUAUCAGUGUGAGCUAAGCAUAAAGACUGGAAAUUGGGAGAGAGCUAGACUGGCUCUGUCCAACGGUGACAAAAUCUGCCUGCCAGCACCGCUAAAGCUCAGCAGUUGCCAUUUUAUAUCUCCUUUUGUUUAACAAAGAUAAAGUGUAAAAAUUAUUCAACAUGUUCCCGGUUGUUAUUUGCUGUGAAGUUUUUCACUGACCAUGAAAUGGCCCAGCACAUAACCCAUCAUAAAACAGUAAAUUGUUGUUUUUACACCUUGGUUUUUGUAUAUAUUAACCAAACAAGAUAUAACGCUUUAAUUGGUAAGUUUUAGACAUGCUUGUAGGCAGAUUUUGUAACAGUUGGACAAUGCCUGACUAGCUGUUUCCCCGUUCCCC